This is a messenger RNA of Culex pipiens pallens (northern house mosquito), 1552 nucleotides long. RefSeq names its product RCC1-like G exchanging factor-like protein. The coding region runs from base 92 to 1450 and encodes 452 amino acids. NCBI's taxonomy places the organism in Eukaryota, Metazoa, Arthropoda, Insecta, Diptera, Culicidae. The transcript has 3 exons. The record is from RefSeq and is a predicted model, not a curated record.
AACGUGCAAAAGUUACGACUUUAAAAUGCUGCUCCAAAAGUUUGAAUAAAUUCGUAUUUUUUAAGUGAAAACUAGUUAAAAACCCAUCAAAAUGAACCACAUUCGGUCACUCGCCCUAGGAACCGGCCUCGUCCGUCAUUACACAUCCGCCGCACGCCGAAGUGUCCUCCGCCAGGAUCGCACCAAAAUUCCAACCCACCAGUAUCCGAUUGCCCGACCCUCGGACGCUCGGGUGUACGUGUGGGGUCUCGCGGCAACCGGUGCCCUCGGAGUGCAAACCUCGGUCAAGAAGCAAGCCCAGGUGCACACGGACGUGGUCCAACAUCCGAGCCGGUUGAGCUUCGCCGAGAAUCGGGAGUGUUUGGACGUGGCCGCCGGGUACGGGUUCUCGAGCUUUGCGACGGCCUGUCGUGGGGGUAAGAGUUUGUGGGGCACCGGGAUUAAUACGGACGCGCAGAUUGGGUUCCACAAGUUGGGCGGACAGCAGCGGAAACCGUUCGAACUGUUGAUCUACCCGGCACCGGUGGAUUUGGCCUCGGUCGCGGGGAAUAACAGUAAGGUGCAGAUUGUGCGGGUUGCGGCCGGGCGGGCACAUCAGCUGGCGUUGGGUGAGGACGGGACGGUCUAUGCGCUGGGGAACAAUUCGUAUGGGCAGUGCGGUCGGGAGAUAAUUAAGGACGAGGACUACUUCAAUCAAGCGACGAUCCAUCGGAUAAAGGAUCUGGGAGGUACGGACGAUCCGGUGAAGGAGGUCGAUUGCGGUCAGGAUCACAGCUUCUUUUUGACGCGCUCGGGACGGUUGUUCUCGUGCGGGUGGAGUGACGACGGUCAAACGGGACAGGGCCAGUUCGGAUUGGUCAGCACGCCGGGACUCGUCGAGGGAGACCUCAAGAAUGAAGUGGUGACCAAAGUUACUGGGUCUUCGGACACGGUACUAGCCCUAAAUGAUCGCGGCGAAGUGUUCGGCUGGGGCAACACCGAGUACGGCCAACUCCUCCCAGACGGCGACGAAACGCCCCAAAUCAACUCCCCCCGUCAUCUGACCUUCCUCCAGGGCUGCGGCCGCAUCGUAGACAUCGCCGCCGGUGGUUCCUACUGCCUGGCGCUCAACGAAGCCGGUGACGUGUUUGCCUGGGGUUACGGCAUCCUGGGCUUCGGACCGGAAGUGGUCCACCAGCCGCGACCUCGCCUCAUCCCGGCCACCCUCUUCGGCAGGAACGACUUCAACCCUGCUUCGCGUGUGCGGGCGAUUUACUGCGGCCUCACCCACAGCGGAGCGAUAACGGACGGGGAUGAUUUGUACAUGUGGGGCCACAAUCGGCACGGGUGUCUCGGGUUUGGCGACCGGAAGGAUCAGUUCUUUCCGCUGAAGGUGGCCGUCAGUGCGCGCGUGAUGAAGAUUAGCUGCGGCGUGGAUCAUACGCUGGCGCUGUGUCGAGCGUUUGUCUAGUAAGGAUUGGUGUGAGGUGAGUUUGUGGCUUUGAAAGGCUUUGAAGUGUGUACAAUAAUUACAAGUACUAAUAGUGAUAAAUUAAAUAAUUUAAUACCAAAA